Molecule: messenger RNA, 3003 nt
Organism: Physcomitrium patens
Lineage: Eukaryota; Viridiplantae; Streptophyta; Bryopsida; Funariales; Funariaceae
Source: RefSeq, a predicted model, not a curated record
CGAUGCUACUAGACCCCGUCACCGCACCGAACGCCGAAGCCCGUGCAUCGUCGUCGUCACAGGGAACCACCUCUCGUGAUGUUGUUUAUCGAUGGCCCUCAUCGCUUGGAUCACUUCACCCAGUUUCUGCCGCUACUACCACUGGGCAAUCGAUCGCCAGUACGGUGCUCGCUCAUGCCUCAUUGAAUACGCGUACGGGAUCCCGUCUGUGUGAAAUUGCAGUAGUGAAAGCAGUGCACUGCUGCUGCGAGUGCUGGUACUAGCGGAGGAGCGCUAUAUGCUGGCUCCCGCCUUGCGCGUUCUUUCCGGCUUCCAUAGAGGGCCAAGAAGAUCUAGAUUCCGGGUUGCAGGUCUUCGGGGGGCGGGGGGUUGGUGAUGCCGUGGGGUUGUGCGUUCCUCUGUGUAGUCUGGCCGCGUUGGCGUAUUUGUGGUGGUAUGAUGACGAGUUUGGUGUCGUAGUGGUGGGGUGGGAGGGGGGGGGGGAGUUAAGUAAAUCCUUGCAGAGGUUCGGGAGUUUCUCUGGUGGUGCCGGGAGCUUGGCAAGGCUAGAGUGCUGAUGUGGUGGUUCUACAUGAGCUACGUUCUCGGUCUCCAAUACAUCGUGUCUCUGUGAUCUUGCUUACUGUCUCACUAAGCUGCCUCUGGUGUUCUCUCUAGCAGUUCCUCGCGAUAUUUGGCGACCCUAGAGCUUGGUACAGUGUGUAUCAGAGGUCGUAAAAAUUUACGAAGGACGAUGCUGAUGGUUGCUGCGGAGUGGGAAUUUGUCGCUGAGUGUUGAGUGAAGGUAGUUUUUAAAAUGGUUGAGGUUUCUUGCAACGUUGAGCGCUGCUGGUGAUGUCGCUAGGUCAAUCAUACUAAGCUGUUUCAGUGUCGUGGUGCACAUUCCUGUAUACUGAGCUCGAGUCCUUCGCGAGCGUCGAACGAUUUCAUUUUCUGAACUGAAUUCCCUAAAUGAAGAUUCGGUGUUAAUCAUGAGUGCGUUUCGAGAGGUGAUUCCUAUUAUUGCGGAAGUCGAAUUUUGAGCGUCAGGGGUGACCUGAUAGGUGGGCGUACGUAGCGCAUGAGUAAUCAUGGUCGGACGGUGCUGGCACCUUUUCGACUUGCAGAGAAAGUAUUGCCACUAGUAUUGGAAGGAAAGGAGGCAUCUUGUGUCGGAAUCGAGACUACUCCAUGAGAAGACGAUUGUAACUUACAGUUGCUAGACAAAGCUGAUUAGGUCAAAUGGGCGCUAUGUAGAUAUCUGUAAGUGCCACUGCCGCUCAUUCGUAAAAUCUGUCAUUUUCCGUUUCUAUCUCGGCGCAGCCGCAAGUUUCCAACUGGACUAUUCUGAAUUAGUUUUUUAUAACGCACUGUACUUACACUGUCGCGACCUUCGCCCAAUUGGGUACCUUGUCUGAGGGUAGGAGAUUUUACUGUUGCAAACAGCGACUUGGCGAAUCCGGCGCAGAGAAUUUGGAUAAAUAUUUGAACACGGCAUGUCGCUGGCUUUUGAUAACUCAGAGACUGGGUGUAUGCUGUUCUAUGACUGUCAUCGGUCGGUGCCAGCUCCUUUCCUUACCAAGACGUAUCAUCUGGUGAAUGAUCCUGCAACAAACGAUAUUGUAUCGUGGGGUGAGGACGGCACAACCUUCGUCGUUUGGCGUCCUCCUGAGUUUGCGAGAGAUCUCUUGCCGAACUACUUCAAGCACAACAAUUUUUCCAGCUUCGUGCGGCAACUAAACACCUAUGGCUUCAGGAAGGUAGUUCCGGAACGGUGGGAGUUUGCAAACGAUUAUUUUCGGCGAGGAGAACGUCAUCUUCUUUGCGAGAUACACAGGCGGAAGGCAUUGCAGCCUGCUUCGGGAACAGGGUCGGCGCAGCAGAGCCGCUCACUGUCGCCAUCAACCUCCAUCGAAGAUCAAGCAUGGUCGCCGAUAUCUUCUCCUAUGUCAUCACCGUUACCCAUCUCUGUUCCGACCCAGCAUCCGACUUUGCCGGUCAUGAGUAUUUCCGACGAGAAUGAGAGGCUUCGGAAGGACAACAACCUUUUGCUUUGCGAGGUGUCUCGUCUUCGCCGCUUGUACGAAGAAACCGUUAGUAUCAUCCACCAGCAGUACAAGGCGACACCGACCGAUUUUAGUGCCCUCACCAGCAGGGUCGGAGCCAGCGGCCAGUCUUUAGAGACCGCAGGAUCAGUCACAGCACUGUCAGGCGACGCCGCAAGUCAGCACCGAAGCUUAAAUCCAAUCUCGAGAGGAGAUUUUGAAAUACCUGAGCUCUCUGUUCAUGUCAGAACCACAAACCACAAUUUCUGCAAAACCAUCUCUCCCCCCACAUUCCCAGAGAGAGCACCAAAUGCGGUGUUCAUUAAUCCUGGCAAUCCGAAGUUUCCAACCGGCCCCAAAUUAACAGCUUCUGCUGAAUCGUUGAACUCCAGCAACAAACUUGUGAAGCUGUUCGGGGUCCCUCUGCACAGCCAAGUUGCAAUCUCAGAGCCAGCCACGAUCAGACGUGAACCAGCCGCAGUAGCAUCUACGGGGUUGAAACGUCGUCAAUCGGAUUCUCCGUGGGAUCCCGUCUGUGAGAUUAGCGACAUGGAUGCCCCCUUGUGCGACCAGGUUUUCGUAAGACCUCCUCCUCGGAAGUGUCUGAGACCAGAGUCAGAGCCGAGGCCCUCCCCUGUGCAGCCGCCGUGGCUACUGAUUUGCGCCACCCGAGAUGAAGGAGUGUAUAUUUGAGAGAAUUAGUAUUUCAGAGCGCUGUGAGUUUAAUCUUACCAUAGAAUCUCUCCCCCUUUUCUUUUUUCAUUUUUCUUUCAUAUUUCCCCUGACUCAGUGAAGACAGACGUGGAACAGCCAAUGUGCAUUCACGUAGUGGUGGAAACUUCCAUGAAUUUUCGAUCCUUUCCGCGGUCUUAGUUGGUGACUCGACUUUUGGUGCAUGAUGCAUCAUGAGGUUGUAAAAUUUUGGAGGCGUAUGUCCGACAUGAAUUGAAGCUUUCUCGUGCUUCUACUGUCCUUACAA